GUCGACGCAGUGAGUCAGCAGCACAAGUCUCCCCACAGAGAAAAUUCCACUGCGUUAGGACAAUGCUAGCAGGGGCCCGGCGCUCGGAAAUAGGGCUCAGCAUAAAUGAAAUGGAUCAGAAAAUCCCGCUUGUGCUGAAGUUUGGGAUCCAAUGGUCACAGCUUUCCCCAAAGCCUCGCUGUCAGCUGAGCUAUGCCAGCCCAAAUGCAGGAUGCGGGGAGACAGGCAGGGAAACGGCCCCGGACGACAGGCAGCAGGUGAGAUGCCGAGUGUCUUAAAUAAGAAACGAAUACUCCAAAGGGUAACAAAGCUGUUUAAUUUAGCACGCUCUGUCUCCUCUCCGGGCAAGAUGCAGUUUUGCUCCAAAUACCUUCCGAGUCCCUCUUUUGAAACAGGUUAUUACCUCCAACAUAACUUGCAGGGUAGCAGAAUGCUGUGCUCCAAUCACACGAGCUCCUGGAAGCCAAUGCACGCACACAGAGCAGUCACACAUGCCUUCCCGCUCUCCCCCACCCUCUCCCAAAAAAGCAGGCAUUCCUUCCUUUUACAACUGCUGAAUCAUGGCACAGGCAGGCAGCCCUGAAGCCCAUUGCUGCCUGUGCUGCUUUGUCAUCUGGGGGGGAAAAAAAGAGUCAGUUUAAAAAAAAUGCCAGCUGCUCAAGGCGUAUCCUGCUCUGUGAUUUUUGAGAUGUUUAAACUUAGGUGAAAACAAUGCAAAAUUCACAGAAGACAGAUAGAUGGUCCAGGAAAAAAAGAGGCUAAGAGAAAAAAGAGGACUGAAGGGAACAGAAGGGGCAUGCACAGAGGUUUAAGUGCUCUGGCAGGCAAGCAGGUGGUAUUUUUAGGCCGGGCUAUGAUGUGCCAGGGCAGGGCAGUGGAAGAAAGAGGGAUGGCAGAUACCACACUGCAAAGAUGACAUUGUUGAGAUAUUCAUUGGUUUCCAAUGGUUUUCAUUUAUGUUUGUUCAGGCAUUGAAGCAGAUCUGCCAGUUUCCACCAAUAGGUGCUUGUGGAGCACGCUGUGCUGUUCUCUGAUUUUAGAGGUAAAUCCUGAAAGGCAGAAAGUGGGCAGUGUGGCGAGGCUGGAAAAGCCUGAGGUCCCCCAUCCAGAACAGACAGAACUCAGAGGAAAGAGGAGAAUCCUCUGUUUAUGGGCAAACCACAGCUUUGGGCAACUUUUCUGCCCUGCUACGAGACAGAGAAACCUGCUGCACUUCCAGCUUUUACCUUCUGUUCUGAAUUCCCUCUAACUUUGCUCUCUGAAGAAUUCCUGCUUCCUUAAUUCCCUCCUUGCAUUUCAAGAAUUAGCUGGAGGUCUGCUCAGAUCUCUUUCUCCCCUGGAAAGCGGUAAGAAGUGAGUGGAAAAUCAGGCAGGUCGGGGCUGCGGGACAUCAGUGGGGCUGCGCUGGCAGAUGACAGGCAGCAAAGGCAGAUGACCAGCAGGAGAACACUGACUUUUGCUCUUUCAAACUUUGCACUGCAGGGGGGAAGACAAGCUCACAUCUCUAUGGGGCAACGUCCACGUGCCCUGGUGUGCUUUGAUGGAAACCAUUUCUUUACAAUGACGUCUCUGGAGACCACUCCUGAGAAAGGGGCAGGGAAAGAUGCAUUGACUUUGUCAAAAUAGAGGGGCCCAAGUGUCUGAAGCUAAAAAUAAAGGUCUGCCAUUUUCAAAGGUAAUAAAUGUGAAUGUAGGAAAUGUUAUGAAUUAAUUAUAACAACGGGAGGAGAAGUAGUGAAAGGAAAAUGCAGUAGAGAGCCAGAAGCAGAGCUGUAGCAGAUGGGUGGGAGGAGAUGGGGAGGCACAGAAUGAAGUGGAAAAAGAUAAACAAUCCCUCUGGUAGUGUAAGUGUAGGAGCUGGGAAGUGCCCGUGCAAUGGGAACUUCAUAGAAAACUCCUGGGACCCAGAAGGUCAGAAUUAUGCAAGACAAGAAAACAGGGGCAAGUUUGGUCUGUAUAUAGGUAGCAACCAUGGUUCUGAGGGAACUGAUGGCUCCCUUGGGUUGUGCACAGGUCUGGGAGCUCCCGUAGGUGCUGCACCUGAGCACGGUUUGGUCCUGGCUGUGCCCUUUUCCACCCCUUCUUUCAGAGAGCAAAUUACGUCUGCUCCAAGGUGGCCUUCAGAUGUCUGUGCUCUCCCUGAGGGUGUCACACUGGGGGCCUUUCUCUGUGGGCUUGGCUGGGCACGGGCAGCAGAGUUGGACCUCCUGGGGUUUGGCUGUAGGGUGGGCUGUCAGCUCAAGGCUGAUGUUUGUUUUAUUUAGGAGCGGUUGUUUUGCCAACAAAGCCGUUUGUUUAUUGGAGAACAAAAAUAUUUACCAUUCUCAACCUCAAGUUUCCAAACACCUUCAGUUUUGAUGGUGAUUGAACCCACUUAAAGGAAACCAAAAUUCCAUCACAGGGAAGAAGAAAUCAGUUAAAUGUCAUUUAUUAGUUGGGGAAGUGAGGGGUAGGAAGCCAUUUUCUCCCACUCAGCCAGGCCCCAUGGCCAGGACAGCACUCAGGACGGCCCUCGGCCUCCAGCUCUGCACAAAGAACUGAGCACUGAGGGCCAGCACUGCCCCACGCAGCCCCUUCAAACCCAGGCAGAGCCAACUCUCCAGCAGCCACAUUCCUGGCGUGCCAUGCAGGCAGCACAAGGCCACCUCGCACUGCUGGCCUGCCCUAAUCCUGCCUCACCGAGGUCAACAAACAGGGAAUUAGCAGCACUUAACUCAGUGACCUCCACAAGGCCACGGCUCUCCUGCUCACAGCGCUGCUGGAGCUGCAGGGGAGCAUCUCUGUCGUUUCUGCGGGCCUCUGUCCACGUCUGACCAAAAAAACAUCACCACCCUCUUUAGAGCAGACAGAAAGGCAGGUGUGGCUCCCACUGGCAUCUGAGCUUCAUGCUUAUACGCUCGACUUCCUUGUUGUUUUCACUUCAGUCUCACAUGCGGUUUCAUGCUGAGCCCAUUUCUCUCUGCGCUCCCACACGCUUCUUCCUCCUGCUGUGUGGAUGGAGCAGACACCUGCCCGGCCAAAGGCAAACCCUGCAAAGCCCACGUGGUUUGAUUUCAGUGGAAUUGGUGUGGUUGCCCUUGACAGGAACACACAGAUGGAGGUAAACUUGGAACAACUUGUGACAUGGAAUCUUUGACGCCUGAUUUAAUUGCUGAUGAAGGUUGGUUUGUGCCAAAGUACUUCUCUAUGAAUCACAGUGGCUGAGGUGGGAUGGACGUUUUGUUCAGCUGCCCUGCUGUGGAGCCAGACCUCCUGGUGCACGGCCUGGGUGGACGGCUGAGCUUGGAACCCUUCAAACCAACACCGGAGCUGCGUAAGUCAGCAGUGUGCAGGAGGGACUGCUGGGAAACGAGGGAACCCCCCCUAGGAGCAGCUCGUCCUCCUGCCGUAGGAAGCAGAGCACGUGCCUGCAGGGAUGGCGACAGCACAGCUGCACGUCGACACGGCGGCUGCCGGCAGCCAGUGAGGACUCACGCGCUUACGCACUGCGCGGAGCUUUCCUAACAGCACCGGCCGCGUGCCGCAGAGCAGCGAGGCACGGCGACUUUGCACCUCCCCAAAAUAGCGGCGGGCUCCAUCACGUUCUCCCGGCUGUGGUUCCAGGACAGCACUCUGAAGACCCAUCGCCGCGCUGGUGCGGCUCGAGCUCUGGGACCUGUCCCAGCCUCCGCUCUGAUGGUGUCAGCUCCCUCUCCCGUGCCGCUAUUACUCGGAAAAGAGCUCAGACGCCAGUUGUGUUUUACCGACGAAAAUGACAGCGGGGCUCUCUGCUGCCGCAGCCCUCCGUGCUGCCCCGAGGGCGGAACCGGGCUCCGGACUGCCGGCAUCCGCAGCUCCCCGGCGCCGCCUGGCGGUAGGAAUGCAGCCGGCGCUCCCUCUGCGACCCGAGCGGCUCCCGGCCCUCCGGCAGCGCUGCGACCUCGCAUCUCCGGGGAGCAUCGCUGGAAUUCCCGGAGUUUUCCUUACAAAAAGGCUUCACUCUGCGCAAGGAAACAGCAGAGCCCUUCCCCCAGGCUUACUGCAGAGGUUGGAUCUUGCUGCCACCGCUGUUGAGAUGAAUGGGCAGCGCAAGGAAUUGAUGCUCGCUGCUGUUUCCAAAGUGAAGGAGGGUUUUUUAAAGCAGAGCACGUGAGCAAAGAUGUAAGCGAGAGCGCAGAGAUGGCCCAGGUUCUUCUGGUUUGGGGGAGGAGAGCUGAGCGUGCCCUGCUCUUGCAGGUGGCACUGCCCUGCCUUCAGCAGUGGGAAACUGUUAAUAAUCCUACAGCUGUUCUAAGAGCAUCUCAGGCAAUAGGGUGAGUCACAGGCCGGAGAGCAGCACUGCAGCAGCGUGCACUGAAACAAACAGUGCGGUGUUCUGUGUAGGCUUGGAGGACACAGAAGCUUUCUGACGUAGAAACCGGUGCAGGUGUGGAGGCAGAGACCUCAGAGAGCUGGCUGUUCUCAGAGCAAACAGAGCUCGGGGAAGGAGAGGCCUCGUUGGGUGUGUUGGUGAUAGGGAAAUGAUGUGCCGGGGUCAGGGGGUGUCUGCUUGGCGUGGGAGGGAGAGGGACGGGUAAGGUUACACGAGUGAAACGUGACUACCUUUGCUCUCUUUCUCAGGUCAGAUAGCCUGCAGUUAGAUCUUAUCAGCCGAGAGCUGAAUUAAUCAUGGGCUGAGCGUUAUAACUGAAGGGAAUCGCUCAAACUGUGAGGGCAUGCUGCUACUCAGCUCGGUGCGAACUAAAGAACGAGGAGGAAUGAAAGGCGACCUCUGAUGAAGGCUGUAUUCAGCAUAUUAUCAGUGCCUCAGGGGACGGAAGAACCCAACGGAUCCUCCUUUAAGAACGAAAAGAUGCAGAUGUGAUGCAAGCUCAGCAAAAUCCCCGUGAUAAAUGGAGCCCCUUCCUAAUGGCUUACUUAUUUUAUCACUGGUUGCUGAACCGGUGCCUGCUUUACAGAUCUUCACAGAGUUUUACACACAUAUAUAAUGUACAUAUAUCUGGAUGAUCUGUAUUCGUACAGUGAAAAUCAAUAUGUAAUCAAAAUCUAGUAUUCCUGCAUACAUCUGGUUAAGAGUCCCUGCAUUUAGGGUUUAGAGGGUCACGGGAAGAUGGAAUGGUGAUCAUGAGAGCACUUUGGGAGGAGUUUGAAUUCAUUUUCACUGGAGAAAAAGAAGCAUUCUGCAGGUAACAGCUGGCAGUGUUAACCUAUUGUCAACACUGUCAGAAAUGAGAGGAGAUUUUUCUGUUUGUUUUAGUAAUAACCUAUGCACAGGCCCUGAUAAGUCCUGGACAACAGACAGCACUGUGUGUUCUUGAGCAGCCACUUCCUUCUUUGGCAGAAGUUAACAAUUACAGACCAGUAGUUUCCUAAUAAGACUUCAAACGGCACUCGAAUUAAAGAUAACUCCGUGAGGAUGUUUGGUUGACAGCCAUGGUGGUAUUCAUCUCACAGGGGCUGUGAGCACCCAGAAGCCCUCCGGUCGCUCUCAGUGCAGCCCUGCCCUGCGAAGCCUGGCAGCCACCCCAGCAGACAAUUACCAGUUUGGGGAUGCCAGAGCACUGAAGUCCUGUUUGGCUGCCUCUGCCCAGGCAACAUCCUUAUGGGACUGGAUUGUAUCAGCAAAUGAUGAGCAGGCACAUGGAUUGGCGUUAAUUCUUUUUCAGUGGUACGUAGCUUAGUGAAAGAUCUUCAAAAUUCAGUGUGAGAAACUCCACUGCUCCUCUUGGGCAACUGUAGGGAUGUGGGAUUGAGUUCCCUUAAAAUCCCUUUUCUGUAUAAUCUACUUUUCUUUUUAUUUUCUAGUGCUGUUCCUCCUGCUGCCAAGAGCUCAAUUGUCGCACAGAUACUGGAGAUCUAUUGCCUAUUCAGAAGGCAGAGUGAAUUAUUCUUUGGUAUUUGCAGAACUAUGGCAACAGCCAAAAAUGUAAGAGGUGUAUUCGGGAUGAGAUGACCAAGAGAGUGAACAAAGCAAGCAAGCUGUUACAAGUAAUCUCUGAAACUGCGUGGGACAUCGCAACGUCUGGGAUGUCUGCUGGCACUGCAGAAAAGGACCGGAUUGCGAUGGGAGCUUCCCAGUACAGAGAGCUGAGCUCCUGUGUGCUGUGUCUGGUCCUGCUUUGCCACGCUGGACCCAGAUGAAAGCUGCUCCCAUCACACAGCAGAUGAAUACCAACUUGCGGGCACAGCGAGGACACCACCAGGACAAAGCACAGAGCUCCUGGGCAGCGUCCCAGCUCUGAGCAGUGUGCAGCAGGCAGGUGGCUGCUGAGAAGUGGGAUUCCUUAGGUGUGGUGCAGCCGCAUCCACGUGCUGGCACUGCCCAUCCUGCUUGUUGACAUUGCAUGCACAAAUCACAGGUGUGACAUCCGUAUGUUUCCUAAACAAUGUGUUGAAAGCAUGGUGGCUCGGGAAGGAUUUGUACAGCAGAGAGCAAGUUCAAAUUAAACAUCUUUUCCUAGAGUGGCACAGUGAUGUUCAUUAGCAGAGGGGAAGUGACAGUGGUGGUUCUCAGAAUCAGAUCUGCCCACCAAAUCCACUGUGGGCAGCAGCCUAUGGCAGAGAGCAGAGCUGGAUGCCCUGCAGUACAGCAGCACUGCCGUGCAGCCUGCGUGUGGCUGAAGGUGAGGAUGUGCAGGCAGGUUUGGUACUUUGCACUGUUUCUGGCUGUUCUAUUCUGAUACACACCCCAAAAACAAACCCAGCUGUUUUUAAAGCAGUUCCUGUCUCAGAGUGUGACUGGCCAUUGAGGGGCAGCUCCUCACCUUUUGCAAAAGCUCCUGGUGCCCAAAGGCCCGUUAGCUGCUUCUCAAAUGCCUCUGGGAAGGGCACAGUUUCCUAACUCACCCCUCUGUCCCGAAAUGCAGCUGCUGUGAGGCAGCGCCCUGAGCUGGAGGGCAUGAGGUGGUGUGGGGGACCUGCAGCAGAUGCUGGAAGGAGGAGCAGUGCUGGAGCUGGUCCUUGCAGCUCUGCUUUGCAAGACUGGAGUGGGACAGAAAGGCUCAGAAGCCUGCACUGCUGAUAUUACGGUGGGAUGUGGGCUGCCAUGGGGACAGCCUGGUGGUGGCACUCAGGGCCUGCCCUGGGCUCGUGGCGUGCACUGCUGCCUGCUGUACUUGGGUCAGCUCGGCCUCAGCCAGGCUUGGCUGAGCAAAGGCAGCUGAACAAAGGAGUCACAACUGCUAACCAGAAACUAAUUCCCUCUCGGCUCACACCUCGUCUGACUGCAGCCUGCUCCCCAGGGCCCUUCUAGCAGGCACAGGAGGUGCCACGCUGUCACCUUCAGUGCCUUUCCCUGCAGGAAGCAGCUGUCCAUCCUGCUCAUGCCACGUUCCAUGUCCCAGGUCCCCCACAGCCACCUCCGCUGCCCUCAGGCCCCCUCCGUCCCCUCAGCCCCUCACUGACCCCCCUGACCCACACGUACCAGGCAGUGAGUGCUGUGCUCCCUCGCCCUGUAAUUCAGGACAGACAAACCACCCUGCUUACAGCCUUUGAAGUUUUUCCAUGUGGCCUGAAGGGAGCCCUGCCAUUUCUUUUCCACAUCGCUAUAGGAUAACAAUAAGUGUGUGUCCCUCCACUGGAGGAAAUCCUUCCCAUCCCUGCCUUCUGCAGUAUCACUCCCAUGAUAGGCUCUUGCUCGCACCGCCAGAAGCAGAGCUGCCCUUUUGCUAUUGUUCUUUUUUGCUCCAAUGCUUUUUCUGCCUUUUGAUGCUGAGUAAGGUGAGUAAGGGCAGCACUUUAGCACUGCUUGUGUAUGGAUAUGCCCUCUGGCCAGAUCUAAUAUUCAUACAGAUGAAGAUCACCGAAUGUCUUUAGAAUAAAGAAUUCCUAAAAAAUAUACUUUCCAAAUUAUCCCUGAUAAAAUGAGUAUCCCAUACUCAUUCCUACAGUUUCCCAAAGGCUUUACAGUGAAGCUUCCUCCUAUUGCUGAUGAAGCACUUUGUCCCUCCUGACAUGAAGAUCACUGUCAUUAGGACUGCUGGGACGUGGUUAAAGCCUCCCCCAGAAGACUGAUUUUGCCCUCAAAAGUUGUUGCAAAAUGCCCAGGCUGGGUACAGGUCAAAGUGGUAUCUGAGCCUCCGGGGAGCCUUGGUGACAUUUGCAGAGCAGAAAUUGCAGCCAUCCCUGCUCCUUAGGAUUGGCUGAGCUUGGCCAAUGCUGUGUUAUCAAGGGACAAAAUUAUGAAUUACUGUCUUCGUGUCAUACAUUUUCUUCCUGCACUUCCUUUUGCAGCUGCAAACGCCAGGAAUUCUGAGGACAUCUCAAGAGCUGCUGAUCACAGAUAGGAGCUGCUGGUUGGUUGCCCCCCUCCCAGCCUGAGGGGCCCUCAGCUGACUGCACCAAGGCCCGGGGACUCAUCUUUUGAACCCCAAGGCCUCUUUUUUUCUUUAUGGGUAGGGCUUUUGUUUGUUUGCUUGUUUUCCUGUGGGGCUUUGAAUACAUUUCAACUGAAAACUUUUUUUUUUUUUAAACAUGUGGCUUUCAAUCCUUUUGAACUAAAAUUGCUCUCCACGUGGCUGCUAGAAAGGCACUGAUUGUUCCCACAUGCAGUUCAACCCUCUCAAGUUUGGAUGUACUCAGCAGCUGCAGAAGAAAUAGAAAGGAACAGAAAGGAAGCACCAGUGCUAGCUACGUUAGAAAACACUUCUGUGUUCCUGUGAUUUUUGGAACGUCAAGGAGCCACUGUGCUCCACAGCUGAAGGGUGAGUUGCUCAGAAGCAAAUUGUUUCCUUUUCCGCUAACAGAGCUCUUGGUCUGUCGCAGUUUCAUGGAAUGCAUAUCUUGCUGUGUGUGACGUCGCUGGGCUCUGCUGGUUUCUCCUCGCCCCACCGCUGCCAGGGAAAAACAGGGCAAGCCCGUGUUGCCCGCACCACUUCCAACCAACGCGUCAGCAAGGACUGGACCUGGCCAGAGGAGCUCCUGCUUGGGAAAUCAGGUUUUAUAGUGUCGCUAUGUUGGAGCAGAUCCAUCUGCUGGCUGCCGUGACGGUUCUUGGGGUCCUGGAGCAAGCCUACUUCUUCCUCCAGGUGAUCCACGCCAGGCGCAAGUUUGGCAUUUCUCCUCCCAACAUCUCAGGCCCACCUGAAUUUGAGCGGAUCUUUCGAGCACAGGUGAACUCCUCAGAGUAUUUUCCCAUUUUUGUGGCACUCCUGUGGCAGGCCGGACUCUUCUUCCACCAAGGUCUGGCUGCAGCCCUGGGCCUGCUCUAUCUCUACUCCCGCUACUGCUACUUUAUGGGAUACAGAGCAUCAUCUUCGGACAGGCUCACCCCCAUCUACUUUAGCACCGGUGUUCUCUGGGUGCUCAUCGCAGCAGCGACCCUGGGCCUCCUGCAUUUCUUCCUCUCUCACUAUGUGGGGCUGAAUGUCCUCCGGCUGAUUGCAGCAUGAUGCUCCUGGCUGUCACUGGCAUCACCACUUUGUAUCUGCCCCCCAGCUACAAGCCCACCUCACCGUGCUUCCAAUACCUGUGGAACCGGCAGGGCCGCAGGGCCAGCACUCCGUGCCUAGCUGCUCUAUAUGGCUGAUGGCUGAAUCUUCUCCAAAGCAAGGAGAAUUUUUGGAAAACAGGACGUGGAGAAGUAAGCACUUCUCAGCCCCUGCAUCCAGCCCAGGUACUGUGGGGUCAGUCCAGCCUCCCACGGUGCACAGCCAGGAAGGGAAUUUCUGAGGAAGCACCCACGGGCCAGGGCAGGGCAGAGGCAAGGGGUGACCCGGAGCAGGUCUCAGCACACUGCUGGCUGUGCUGUGCCAGUGCUGCUGCACACAACACGCACAGGAGCUGCUGCCAAUAAAAGGACGCUGAGCUUGCUGA
Molecule: messenger RNA, 9792 nt
Organism: Gallus gallus (chicken)
Lineage: Eukaryota; Metazoa; Chordata; Aves; Galliformes; Phasianidae
Gene: LTC4SL
Product: leukotriene C4 synthase
Exons: 6
Coding region: 8931-9368 (145 amino acids)
Biological process (GO): leukotriene biosynthetic process
Cellular component (GO): endoplasmic reticulum; membrane; nuclear envelope
Molecular function (GO): glutathione peroxidase activity; glutathione transferase activity; leukotriene-C4 synthase activity
Source: RefSeq, a predicted model, not a curated record